CCCUUUUUCUUCUCUUUCUUUUUUAUGUGUCUUUUUUUUCUUCUAAAGAUGAAGAUAAAAUAGAAAGAGAAAGAAAGGAAAGAGAGAAGAAAAAAAAAGAAGAAGGAAGAUGAAAGAAAAGCUCUUCAAGAGUUCGUUUAAUUAGUUGAUUUCUGUUUUUAGCUUGAACUCUGUAAGUGCGUGUAUAUGUUAUGGUGAAUUCUUGGUGUGGCUCUUGUACAUUAAUCUACUUGUAAUUUUCUACUCAGAAUUUUUGUUCUCUUUUACAUGAAAAUUUCCAUGAUUUGGAUUAAUUGUGAUUAGAUUUCCGUGUCUUGGUGAUUCUUUAGUUACAAUGUUAACAAUUGACCAAUUUGUGUUCUCAACUUUACUGUUUGUUAUUUUUGUACCAACGGUUAUUUUCACACAGGAAUAUCCAUAUCAACUAAACAACAAUGAUUUAGAUGAACAAGUAACUAGAUCCAAUAGAAGGUUGGAAAGGUUAAAUGGUGGAUCACAACAAAGGGUCAAUAGGCCAACUUAUAGACCAUUUGAUUGGAGCUCAAGGUACAAAGAAGAAAGAUUCCAAUCUCCAGUAUCGACACAAAAUCGAACGGUAACUACUUCGGUUAAUCGUACAGUUACUAAUCGUACUUGGGGAACUGAUUCUAAGCCUGUUCAUUGGGUUGAUCGAUCUUACCAUUGGUCAUCAUUGUCUUCGUCUAAUUCAACUCGUGGUUAUGAUGCUGAUCUUGAUGGUACAACAUUAGCACCAGACGAUGAUGAUAUUUGGAUUCCACCCCCGGGAAAUUAUUAUAUCACAGAUGAAGAUAUUCCUCAUCCAUGGUCAUUCUAUGGUUCUACUUCUUGUGAUAGGAAUAGUUGUUCACCUCCAACUGGUGAUUUAUUAGUUGGACGUGAAGCAAAUUUAAGUGCAACCUCAACAUGUGGACUCAUUAUCCCCGAAAAAUACUGUAUCUUAGGAGAUACAUUGAAGAGGAAAAAGUGUCACACUUGCGAUUCUCGUGAAGUAUCAAGGAUGAGAAAGAAUCCACUGAAAUAUCAUGGGAUCGAAAAUGUUGUGUCAAAGGCAAAUGAAGAUUAUCGUAAAUUCUGGUGGCAAGCGGAAAACGGAGUGGAAAAUGUGUCCAUUCGACUUAAUCUUGGAGCCGAAUUUCAUCUUACUCACAUCAUAAUGACCUUUCAAACCUUUCGUCCAGCAGCCAUGUUGAUUGAACGAUCAUCUGAUCAUGGAUUGACCUGGAAAACUUACCAGUACUUUGCUUCUGAUUGUGGUCGAGAAUUCUCGUUCGCAAGGGAAGGUCAAAGACGAAGCUUAAAGGAGGUCAUUUGUGAAUCUCAAUAUUCCGCAGUGACACCUUCUUAUCAUGGAGAAGUUAUUUUCAAAGUUCUUCCUCCCAAUAUCCCGAUCGCUGAUCCAUAUGCCGAUGAAGUUCAAGAACUUCUCAAAAUGACCAAUCUAAGAAUCAAUUUCACUAAACUGCACACUUUAGGAGACGAUGUUCUCGAUCCUCGGCCUGAGAUGCGCCAGAAAUAUUAUUAUGCAAUGAUGAACAUGAAAGUUCGUGGUAGUUGUUCCUGUUAUGGUCAUGCCAGUCGAUGUGUUCCCGACGACGGUCAACCUGCUAUUCCUGGAAUGGUUUAUGGCAAAUGUGCUUGUGAUCAUCACACCACUGGACCGAAUUGUAAAAAGUGUGAACCAUUUUAUCAAGAUGCCGAAUGGCAACCGGCGAUCGGAAGACAAACUAAUGAGUGCAAACGUUGUAAUUGUAAUAAUCAUGCAACAGCUUGUCACUUUGAUCGCAAUUUGUGGAUCUCCUCAGGAAACAAAAGCGGAGGUUUUUGUGAUGAUUGUAAUCACAAUACUCAAGGAGUUCAUUGUGAAGAAUGUAAAGCGACAUUUUAUCGAGAUGAAAAUCGUCGGAUUGAUGAUCCUUAUGUUUGUAUUCCUUGUGAUUGUGAUCAAAGUGGUACAACUGAUGAAGGUUUUUGUGAGACUAAAACUGAUCCAUCUCUUGGUACUGUCGCUGGUCAAUGUCACUGUAAAGAAAAUGUUAAAGGCCGAAGAUGUAACGAAUGUAAAACUGGAUUUAAGAACUUCUCUAAAGACAAUCCACUUGGAUGCGAAGCUUGUACUUGUAAUACAUUGGGUACAGUUCGUAACCAAGGUUGUGACCCAAGAACAGGUGAAUGUGCAUGUAAAUUGAAUGUGAUUGGUCGCGAUUGUAACUCAUGUGCCAAGAAUCAUUAUGGAUUAGAGUUAUUCGAAGACGGAUGUCGACCUUGCAACUGUGACCCUGGUGGAUCUUAUAGUUUACAAUGUGACAUGAGAACUGGACAAUGUCCUUGUCGUCGAAAUGUAACCGGUCAAAGAUGUGACACAAUUGAAUCAGGAUUUUUUGUUCCAUCUCUCGAUGCAAUUAUUUACGAAGCAGAAAAAGCUGAUCACUCAAAUAAUGUUAUUCCAAUGACGAUGCCUGUAGUUCCAAGUGAACAGCAAAGAUGGACUGGUGAUGGUUUCGUUCGUGUCUACGAAAAAUCCUUCAUCGAUUUCGCUAUUAACGUUCCCCAAUCAUCACGUUAUGAUAUAAUCGUCAGGUAUCAACCCCCUGAACCCAUUUGGAGUCAAGGAACUAUCCUGAUAGAACCUUUAGCGGGAGGUGUUGUACCCAAACCUGGAUCACCAUGCGAAAAGACCUUCGAAUACGGUGCACAAAGACUACCAUUCCAGUUCGAAGCUGGUCGAGUUUACACUAAAAUUGGUCCUUAUUGUUUCGAAAGAGAUGAAAAGUAUCGAAUUAAGAUUGAUGUUGGUUCAAGAAAUGGAGGCUAUGAGAACUCAACAAUUUCUGUUGAUUCGAUCGUAUUGAUUCCAGUAUUUACUGAUUUCGAAAUAUUUUCUGAUCCUUCAAGUGAACGUCAACUCGAGGAUUACAGAAGAAAUCGAUGUGAGGAAUACUUGUACACGAUGUUAGGCUAUUCUAUACCAGAUCAAUGUAAACGAUAUUACCAAUCAAUGGCUCUUGCGAUGUACGAUGGAGCUCAAUCAUGUUACUGUGAUGGAACUGGAUCAAAGUCGACAAUUUGUUCACCUCUUGGUGGUAAAUGUGACUGUCAAAGUAAUAUUGUUGGUCGUCGGUGUGAUUCUUGUGCCUUGGGUUUCUAUCAAUUCAGUCGUGAAGGUUGUUUACCUUGUGAUUGUCACUCUUCGGGUUCAGAAAAUUUCAUUUGUGACAUAAACUCAGGUCAAUGUAAAUGUGGACCUAAAACUUAUGGUCGCCAAUGUGAUGAAUGUCAACCUGGUUUCUGGAAUUAUCCUCAAUGUGAGAGAUGUGAUUGUAAUGGUCAUGCCGAAAUUUGUGAUUCUAAAACAGGAGCUUGUCGAGAUUGUCUUGACUUUACUGGUGGUCAUCGAUGUGAAAAGUGUGUCAAAGGCUAUUAUGGUAAUCCAUUGAAAGGAAUCGAUAUUCCUUGUAAACCUUGUCCAUGUCCAGGUAUUCCUGAGUCUGGUAAUUUCCACGCUGAAUCAUGUCAACUCGAUCCAAUGACAAACUCGCCUCGAUGCUAUUGUAAGAUUGGCUACAUUGGUGAAAGAUGCGAUCAAUGUGAUGAAAAUUAUUUCGUCUCCGACACUCCGAUAAUCAGUGAAACUGGAACUCUCGAGAUCAACAAAUGUCUUCCAUGUAAUUGUAGUAAUAACAUUGACAUUUCGACUCCAGGUAAUUGUGACCGACGAACUGGUGCUUGUCUCAAGUGUUUAUACAACACCGAAGGAGAUCAUUGUGAACGAUGUCAAAAAGGUUUCUAUGGAAAUGCCAUCAACAAACAAUGUUUAGAAUGCGAAUGUUCAAUUGAAGGAACUAAUAGGACAGGAGAGGCUUGUAAUCAUGUAACUGGACAAUGUAAUUGUUUACCUGCGGUAACUGGCACUCGAUGUGAUAAAUGUGAAAUCAAUCAUUGGAAUAUAUCAUCGGGUGUUGGUUGUGUUCCAUGUGGUUGUGAUCCUCAAGGUUCAUUCAAUUUGAGAUGUUCUGAGUUUGAUGGUCAAUGUUCAUGUCGACCGGGACAUGGAGGAUUAAAGUGUAACGAAUGUCAACCUAAUCAUUGGGGUGACCCAAGAAUCAUGUGUUAUCCAUGUGAAUGUGAUCCAACUGGAUCAGCAAGUCUACAAUGUAAUAAACACGAUGGUUCUUGUAAUUGUCUCAAGGGAAUUUCUGGUAAAAAGUGCGAUCAAUGUGCUCGUGGUUACUUAGGAAGUGCACCAAGAUGUGAAUCAUGUGGUGAAUGUUUCGAGAACUGGGAUGCGACUAUUCAACAAUUGCGAGAUGAAACAUUAAGAUUGAUUGAAAGAGCAAGAAAGAUUAAACAAACAGGAGCCUCAGGAGCUUAUGGUAAAUCAUUUGUUACCCUCGAAAAUGCAUUAAUUGAUGCUGAGAUUUUAAUUUCUGGAUCUAAUGUAACGGAUGCUGAUAUUGGAUCAGUUAAUCAGACUAUCAAAGAUCUUCAGAAGUUGGUUGAAUUGUUGAAUGAGAAAAUUUCUGCUGCCGAAAAAGAUACCGAGCAAACCGUCCAACGAACAGCUCGAGCCAAUUUACGUCUCGACGAGCUUAAAUUACUUGCCAAAGACUUGGAAGGUCAGAACAAUUUGCUGAGGGAAAAUACAACUAAAUUAAAGGCUGACGAUGUUCGUAGUGGGCUUAACCUAUCAGAAGAUGCUGCUAGAAGAGCCUCGAUUGCGGAUAAACGUGUCGAGGGAAUUUUACCUGAUAUCUAUAAGUCUAAGAAUUUGAGAUAUUCAACUGAGAAAUUGAUCACAUCAACUAAUUUUGACCAUGAAAGAUCAAUGGAAAACAAUCGAGGAUCGUUAGCUAUGAUUUCGAAAAAGAUUAAAGAUCUUGAAGAUAAUAUUCCCGAUAUCAACAAAAUGAUCUGCGGGGGAAGAUCAACGAUCGAUAAAUGUGAUUAUACUUGUGGUGGUGCAGGAUGUUCGAAGUGUGGAGAUAUUUCUUGUGAUGCAGCGACAACUAAAGCUCAAUCAGCGUUGAAUUAUGGUCAAGAUGCGGAGAAAAAGUUGAAAGAACUUCGAGAAAAAGGAGAAGAGGAAAUGAGAAACAUCGAGGAAGCUCGAAGACGAAGUGACGAAGCUCUUCGAGAAGCACAAAGAGCUUAUGAUCGAGCAGUUGCAACCAAGAACAAUUCGGAAGCAAUGAGCAAAGAAAUCCAAGAAUUGUUCAGUCUAAUCGAUGAAUUUAUGGCCGCACAAUCAGCAACACCCGCAGCGAUCAGAACAGUUGCUGAAAAUUGUUUGAAAAUUCAAAUUUCACUUACUCCUGAUCAGAUACUUGAUCUUGCGACCAAAAUCAAUGCUACUUUGAAAAAUGUUACUAAUAUCGAGGAAAUUUUAUCGGCAACCGAGUUCAAUUUACGAAAAGCUCAAGCUCUCGAGCUUGAUGCCAAUGUGACCAAGAACAGAGCUGAUGAGAUACUUGGAAUGGCAAGAGAAGUUUUAAAUGCUUUAGCAAUCGCCCAAGAAGCACAAAACGAAGCCGCUAAUUCAAUUAAAAACGCUAAUGCUCAGUUCAAUGAUGCUCAGGCUGAUUUAGAUCUUAUCUCAAGUGAAACUGAUAAUAUCGGUCGACAAUCAGAACAAGCUCAGGGUAAACUUGAAGAGUUACAGAAAAAAUUGGAUGGACUUCGAAUCAGUUUCACCAAAAACACUUAUGCAGUUACUCAGGCAUCGAAAGAGGCAGGAGUCGCUGGUGACAUGGCCAAAAUGGCAGAAAAUGAUGUCGAUGGUUUAGAGAAAAAAUUCGAAGAAGCCAAACGUAAAUUGGCCCAAAAAGAGGAAGCCUCUGGUGUACAGAAGAAACAAUCCGACUCAAUUCGAACUCGAGCAGAGAAAUUAGCUAAAGAUGCUGGAGAGAAACUCAGAGUUCUUCAGGAUAUCGAAGAUAAUUUCACCGAGAAUGAAGAAAAUCUAAACAAAUAUGCAACCGAAAUCGAUCAAAUGAAUCGCGAUAUGUUAAAUUAUCUCACCAUAAUUGAAACUCGAUCAGUUUUCCAUAAAACCUGCCAAACAUAAUAAUUAGUUUUCACAUAAAAAAUCUGCAACAGAACAAAUAAUCAAACGGAAAAGGAAAUUAAUCGAAAACAUAUGAAAUAGCAACUUAAUUGUUUAUCAUUUCUAUCAAUUUAAUGGUAAACUUGAUCACUUAACAAUCAAUUAUUAAUAUAAUCAAUUAAUGUAUAUCGAUAACAAUUCUACUUUAAAAUAUCAAACCAAAUCUUUAAUCUUAAUGUUUUGAAAAAUAUUUCGCUCGCUAUUUGUAAAUAAAUUUAUUUAAAAAAGAUAA
Panonychus citri (citrus red mite) is the source of this 6353-nucleotide messenger RNA. RefSeq names its product laminin subunit beta-1-like (gene LanB1). NCBI's taxonomy places the organism in Eukaryota, Metazoa, Arthropoda, Arachnida, Trombidiformes, Tetranychidae. The transcript has 8 exons. Bases 335 to 6082 code for a protein of 1915 amino acids. The record is from RefSeq and is a predicted model, not a curated record.